UCUUCUCUGUAUGCCAGGCCUUAGAGAUCUGCAUCAUUCGAUUCGAAAACUGAAAUGCGGUGGGAGUGAUUGGAUCGGGCAGUGACGGGGCCCAGUGGCUGCACUCACCCACGGCAGGCAAGGUGGACGGAAUUGGUAAUUACCGUCACGGACAGCUGAGGCAAGGCAGCAAUCAGGAGUCUGGCUCCCGUAGACCUGUGGCGCUGACGCCACGGAAUGCUCCACAACGUGCGGAGGUCUCCUAGCAACCUUCCUUAGGAAUUCUGCCUGGCCCCGGUUAGAAGAGUGAGCUGAGGCCCGGAGAUUGAUGAGUUUGCCCUGGGAGCCAGCGGGAAGGUGAAACCAGGCGAACAUGGGUCAGAAGGUCACCGGAGGGAUCAAGACGGUGGACAUGCGGGACCCCACAUACCGGCCCCUGAAGCAGGAGCUCCAGGGCCUGGAUUACUGCAAGCCCACCCGGCUGGACCUGCUGCUGGACAUGCCCCCCGUGUCCUACGACGUCCAGCUGCUCCACUCCUGGAACAACAACGACCGCUCACUCAACGUCUUCGUGAAGGAGGACGACAAACUGAUCUUCCACCGGCAUCCGGUGGCCCAGAGCACAGACGCCAUCAGGGGCAAAGUCGGGUACACGCGCGGGCUGCACGUGUGGCAGAUCACGUGGGCCAUGAGACAGCGGGGCACACACGCCGUCGUGGGGGUGGCCACAGCGGACGCCCCCCUGCACUCCGUGGGGUACACGACCCUCGUAGGGAAUAACCACGAGUCCUGGGGCUGGGACUUGGGGCGGAACCGGCUCUACCACGACGGCAAGAACCAGCCGAGCAAAACGUACCCGGCCUUUCUGGAGCCGGACGAGACGUUCAUUGUCCCUGACUCCUUCCUUGUGGCCUUGGACAUGGAUGACGGGACCCUGAGCUUCAUUGUGGAUGGACAGUACAUGGGAGUGGCUUUUCGGGGACUCAAGGGCAAAAAACUGUAUCCUGUAGUGAGCGCCGUCUGGGGCCACUGUGAGAUCCGUAUGCGCUACUUGAACGGACUCGAUCCCGAGCCCCUGCCGCUCAUGGAUCUCUGCCGUCGCUCGGUGCGCCUGGCCCUGGGGAAGGAGCGCCUGGGUGCCAUCCCUGCGCUGCCGCUGCCUGCCGCCCUCAAGGCCUACCUCCUCUACCAGUGACACUCUGCCCCA
Molecule: messenger RNA, 1186 nt
Organism: Ictidomys tridecemlineatus (thirteen-lined ground squirrel)
Lineage: Eukaryota; Metazoa; Chordata; Mammalia; Rodentia; Sciuridae
Source: RefSeq, a predicted model, not a curated record